Messenger RNA from Lagopus leucura (white-tailed ptarmigan), 1298 nucleotides. RefSeq names its product thyroid hormone receptor alpha. NCBI's taxonomy places the organism in Eukaryota, Metazoa, Chordata, Aves, Galliformes, Phasianidae. Gene Ontology annotation, molecular function: nuclear receptor activity; RNA polymerase II cis-regulatory region sequence-specific DNA binding; zinc ion binding. The transcript has 6 exons. Gene Ontology annotation, biological process: cell differentiation; negative regulation of transcription by RNA polymerase II; thyroid hormone receptor signaling pathway. The record is from RefSeq and is a predicted model, not a curated record. The annotation marks the transcript as partial.
GCUGCCGGAGCAUCCCUGCCGGGUCCCCCCACCCCACUUCCUUCCUGGCACCGCUGGGGUCCCUGCACCCCACAUCUCUUACGGGGGCCUGCAGAGGGGUGGGGGCAGCAGUCGGCUCUGGGCAGAGGGGAAGCUGAAGCUUGGAGGGGGGCUCUGACUUGUCCCCCCCCAGGGUACAUCCCUAGCUACCUGGACAAAGAUGAACAGUGUGUGGUGUGCGGGGACAAAGCCACCGGCUACCACUACCGCUGCAUCACCUGCGAGGGCUGCAAGGGCUUUUUCCGUCGGACCAUCCAGAAGAACCUGCACCCCACCUACUCAUGCAAGUACGAUGGGUGCUGCGUCAUCGACAAGAUCACCCGCAACCAGUGCCAGCUGUGCCGCUUCAAGAAGUGCAUCUCUGUGGGCAUGGCCAUGGACUUGGUGCUGGACGACUCGAAGCGCGUAGCCAAGAGGAAGCUGAUCGAGGAGAACCGGGAGCGGCGGCGCAAGGAGGAGAUGAUCAAAUCGCUGCAGCACCGGCCCAGCCCCAGCGCAGAGGAGUGGGAGCUGAUCCACGUGGUGACCGAGGCGCACCGCAGCACCAACGCGCAGGGCAGCCACUGGAAGCAGAAGAGGAAAUUCCUGCCCGAAGACAUCGGCCAGUCGCCCAUGGCCUCCAUGCCUGACGGGGACAAAGUGGACCUGGAGGCGUUCAGCGAGUUUACAAAAAUCAUCACGCCGGCCAUCACCCGCGUGGUCGACUUUGCCAAAAAACUGCCCAUGUUCUCAGAGCUGCCGUGCGAGGAUCAGAUCAUCCUGCUGAAGGGCUGCUGCAUGGAAAUCAUGUCGCUGCGAGCGGCCGUGCGCUACGACCCCGAGAGCGAAACGCUGACGCUGAGCGGGGAAAUGGCCGUCAAACGCGAGCAGCUGAAAAACGGAGGGCUGGGGGUCGUGUCUGAUGCCAUCUUCGACCUCGGCAAGUCGCUGUCUGCCUUCAACCUGGACGACACCGAGGUGGCCCUGCUGCAGGCCGUGCUGCUCAUGUCCUCAGACCGGACGGGGCUGAUCUGCGUGGAUAAGAUUGAGAAGUGCCAGGAGACUUACCUGCUGGCAUUCGAGCACUACAUCAACUACCGCAAACACAACAUUCCCCACUUCUGGCCCAAGCUGCUGAUGAAGGUGACGGACCUGCGCAUGAUCGGCGCGUGCCACGCCAGCCGCUUCCUGCACAUGAAGGUGGAGUGCCCCACCGAGCUCUUCCCUCCCCUCUUCCUCGAGGUCUUCGAGGACCAGGAGGUGUAGGGCCCCCCCCCCCC